GUUUUGAUACGACCAAUUCAUCACAUUUAGAAGCUUACGAGUUUCCCAUCCUUCGAACAAUAUGAAGAUGUCUACAAGAUCAGCAUGUACUUUACCCUAUAAUGCUUCCCAGUGUUGAGUGUAAUGCACCUUACAGAUCAUGCAUCCAUUCAAAUCAGAAGGUUGAUCCACUUGCAUACGAAUAGGUGUAAGAAAUUUCUCAAUGCUGCAACUUCUUAAUUCUUAAGAAGUGCUAAUCCUGUUGAUAAUCAUGUGGAGUUGUGGUCAUAAUCACUGCGCGCAACAACUUCAAUCUUUAAAUAAAUCAGCACAUGCUUGUUUGACGCAUUGAAGACAGGUUUGCUGAUAGUAAAUUGACAUCCACAAUGCGGGAUUUGCAACAUCAAUUCGCUAUCGAGACCUUCAUCGACAAAUUGCUUAGCAGAAUUGACUUGUCGGAUUUUCACCACGUUUCAUAUUUCACUUUUAAUUUCUCCUUCAAACUAGCAAUUGACUCUGAAGACACUUUCACUAUUCGCACAUGUGGAUCUUCAUGUCUCCCCGUCCAUUUCUCGCUUUGGUUAUGUCCAUUUUGUUCGCGCUUUCGGUGAGCAAUAACUCUGCGCUUGCAACCAUCCACGAUGAGACAGCCCAGCGCCGAUUGGCUACAACAAUUAUGGACGCGCCUUCCUUACGACUUCAUUUCACGCUUAAAAGGCCUUCUAUGAGUAUCUUUGGACAAUCCCAGUUUUAUGUCUUUGCCAAUCCGAUCGUGUCCUCUGACAACACCUCGAUAAUGUACGAUGGUUACGCCGCCUUCAUGGACGGCACCACCGAUUACACGUACAUGCUGGUAAAUGGAAUUGCCUAUUCCGUGACAUCCGCUCUUGGUAACGGGGGCAAUUUCACUGCUCAGUGUAUUAAAUCAAACCUGCUACCGCCUCUGAGUGGCAUCAUCUCGGCGCUUAAUAAUGCCACUAUGGUUUCUAGUGCCAUCGCUGGCCAUGAACCAAUCAAUUGCGCCAGUGGAAAUCUCUUCAAGACUACUCUUGGAGAUUCAAAAUUCGUCAUUUGCUCUUCAGGCUCAAAUGGUUUUGUCGCUCAUAAUUGCGAUUUGGAUAUUGUUGUCGACUAUUUGGACAGUCCAGCCACCAUAACUGCGCCCAAACUAAGUGACGAUGAGGCACUGACUUGCGAAACUGUCGUGAGUCCCCUUCCAGUAUCGGAAACGACGCUCGCCU
Molecule: messenger RNA, 1220 nt
Organism: Plasmopara halstedii
Lineage: Eukaryota; Oomycota; Peronosporomycetes; Peronosporales; Peronosporaceae
Exons: 1
Coding region: 366-590 (74 amino acids)
Source: RefSeq, a predicted model, not a curated record